Messenger RNA from Kwoniella mangroviensis CBS 8507, 1194 nucleotides. RefSeq lists its product as uncharacterized. Lineage: Eukaryota; Fungi; Basidiomycota; Tremellomycetes; Tremellales; Cryptococcaceae. The transcript is spliced from 7 exons. Gene Ontology annotation, molecular function: oxidoreductase activity, acting on paired donors, with incorporation or reduction of molecular oxygen; iron ion binding; L-ascorbic acid binding. The record is from RefSeq and is a predicted model, not a curated record. The coding region runs from base 1 to 1194 and encodes 397 amino acids.
AUGCCGCAUCGUCCUUUCCUCAAUAAAAACCAAGUCGCCAAAGUAGAUCAGCUUGAACAGGCCUAUACAUCCCAAGAUGCUUCAAACAACUUCGCAUGCAGUGGAAUCUUCCCUCCACACGCGAAGACACGAGGUGCGAUCAAAUCUGUAACCUUCCCUCUCACACAAGAAACAGCCAAAGAUAUCUAUAAUACUGGCGAGCCUUCCCCUUUCGGUAGGGGUAAUGAGCUCGUUUACGACCAAACAUACAGGCAAGCUCGUGAGCUCAAGCCACCCCACUUCGCACUUACGAACGACCUUCUCUCGGUAUGCGGUCUUCUUACACUUCUCGCUAGGAAGUUAGACUAUGAGAUUCCACUAGAAGCCAAAAUCAACAAGCUAAAUGCUUAUUGUGAAGGAGGCUUUUUCAAAGCUCAUAAGGAUACACCACAGAGUCAAGAUUACAUCGGCACACUCAUGAUUUGCCUUCCCAGUCCAUUCACGGGAGGUGCACUUGUCGUCCGCCAGAAUGGCUCCACUAUCACCUUUGAUUGGGGAAAACAAAUUGAAGACGUAUCGUUCGCUUGGGGUUUCUUGUACUCUGACUGUGAGCAUGAGGUCCUCCCAGUAACCUCUGGAACACGGAUUACCAUCGCCUACGACAUCUUCCUGGGCAAGAACGCAACCGAAUUCAAGCAGUCUACUUUUGAUACUCGACUUGUACCUAUUGUUAAAGCUUUCAAGGAGAUACUCAAACCCGAAUUCUUACCUGAGGGGGGCGCACUGGCAUUUGGGCUGAAGCAUGGAUAUCCCAUGUUGGAGAAUGAACCCGACACAAAUCUGUCCAGAAAACUCAAAUCUUCAGAUGCGAUGCUUUUGGCAGCUAUCAAAAAGCUCAAUCUCAGGUGGGACUAUUUCGGCGUUUACGACUACGACAACUCGGACUACUAUGGAGGAGGUUCGUUCGAAGACGAUAAGGGUGAUCAGGAUGAUCCGGAAGCCCGUAAAAUCGAUACUACUUUCAGAAAGGACAUCUGGAUAGCAGAUGUUUUCUUUGCCUUGGAAGGUGAAUAUUUCGGUGAUGGCUCGGACGGGCCAAUGUUAGAGAGAGAUUUGGAUUUGAUUUGGGUCAUCCUUCCCAGAUCAUAUGCUAUCAAUAAAUUCCUAUAUAUCGUACGGCAACGAGCCUUGCGAGACACAAUCUCGAAAAGGUAA